UUUUAUAUUUUCUCUCCGUUCUUCUCUUUUUUCCCAAUUUGUGAGCCCUCCAAAUCACACUCAAAGUGCCACUCAUUCUGCUGCUACAUGCACUAAGAAGAAGCUGUCCUUUUGUAGCUACUGGGCACUGUAAAACCCUUAGAAAUUUGUAGGCGAGACUUGAAUGCAAUUCAAGAAUUUCUCCCAACUUUUUCUGUGAGGAGAAAACAAGAAACACAGUGUGGUACAGAUUUGCUGCAGUGUAGAAAAACAUGGAGGAAAAAAGUCUGUCAUCGAAAGUAUCGGAUGGGAUUGUUAAACGUAUCAAAUUUGGUUUGGCUACACCACAGGAAAUAUGUAAAUCCUCUAUUAGCGAUUGUCCGAUUACCCAUCCGAGCCUACUUUUAAAUCCUUUCCUUGGUCUGCCUCUCGAAGCUGGCAGAUGUGAAUCCUGUGGUACUGCGGAGCCUGGCCAAUGCGAAGGUCAUUUUGGAUACAUUGAGUUGCCCAUUCCUAUUUAUCACCCUGACCAUGUCAGUGAGUUGAAAAAGAUGUUAAGCCUGCUUUGCUUGAAGUGUUUAAAGAUGAAAAACAGAAAGUUUCAGGUCAAGAAUGCUGGUGUUCUUGAACGAAUGUUGUCCUCAUGUUGUGAGGAUGUCUCACAAGUCUCAGUAUAUGAGGGCAAGACCUCAGAUGGUGCUUCCUAUUUGGAGUUGAAAGUACCAAAAAAUGCUGCAAAGCUUCAAGAGUGGAACUUCUUGGAGAAAUAUGGCUACCGCUACGGUGACGGUUAUUCUCGACCUUUGCUUCCUUCUGAGGUUCUUGCCAUUUUGAGAAGAAUUCGUGAAGAUACGAGAAAAAAGUUAUCAGCUAAAGGCUAUUUCCCACAGGAGGGAUACAUCCUGCAAUACUUACCAGUACCUCCUAACUGUUUGUCUGUUCCUGAUAUAUCUGAUGGGAAUAACAUCAUGUCUUCGGAUCACUCUAUAACAAUGCUCAGGAAGGUGCUGAGGCAGAUUGACAUAAUUAAAAGUUCAAGAUCUGGUACACCUAAUUUUGAGGCUCAUGAGGUGGAGGCAAACGAUUUACAAGCAGCAGUUGUCCAGUAUCUCCAAUUUAGGGGGACAGGCAAGGCAUCCCGUGAUGUUGAUAAACGUUUUGGAAUACACAAGGAAGCAGCUGAUACCACCACUAAAGCCUGGCUAGAGAAGAUGAAGACCUUGUUUAUCAGAAAGGGGUCUGGUUUCUCAUCUCGAAGCGUCAUAACUGGUGACCCAUACAAAGGGGUGGGUGAGAUCGGUUUGCCAUGUGAAAUUGCUCAGAAAAUCACUUUUGAGGAGAGAGUAAGUCAGCACAAUAUGGCAUAUUUACAGAAAUUGGUGGAUGAAAAGCUUUGUUUAACCUAUAAAGACGGGUCAAGUACUUAUUCUUUGAGAGAAGGGUCAAAGGGGCAUACAUUUCUACGACCUGGGCAAAUAGUGCAUAGGAGGAUAAUGGACGGUGAUACUGUUUUCAUUAACAGGCCACCCACAACACAUAAGCACUCCCUCCAAGCCUUAUCAGUGUAUGUCCAUGAUGAUCAUACUGUGAAGAUCAACCCACUUAUGUGCGGCCCCCUUAGCGCUGAUUUUGAUGGGGACUGCAUUCAUUUGUUUUACCCUCAGUCCCUUUCUGCCAAAGCAGAGGUUUUGGAGCUUUUUGCUGUUGGGAAACAGUUGCUGAGUUCUCACACCGGUAACUUCAAUUUGCAGCUUGCCACCGACUCAUUGCUGUCGUUGAAGUUAAUGUUCUCACAUUACUUCUUUGAUAAAGCAGCUGCCCAACAGUUAGCAAUGUUUCUUCCGAUGGCCUUACCUGAUUCUGCUGUUGUAGAUGUUCGUAAAUCUGGUGCCAUGUGGACGACCUUGCAGAUCUUGGGGGCUGCUUUACCGGAUGGCUUUGAUAGUUGUGGGGAGACUCACACAAUUGGGAAAAGUCAGUUCCUUGGAAUAGAUUACCACAGAGACUUGAUUUCGUCAAUUCUGAAUGAUGUUAUCACAUCUAUCUAUUUUAUGAAGGGUCCGAAUGAUGUAUUGAAGUUCUUUAAUUCUUUACAGCCUCUUUUAAUGGAAAAUUUGUGCACAGAAGGUUUUAGUAUUAGUCUCCGAGAUUUCUACAUGACAAAGGCUGUUAGGGAUGGUAUCCAGGAAAGAAUUCAGUGCAUGUCGAAGUUGCUACAUCAUUUGCGGUCAUCCUAUAAUGAAUCCGUAGAAGUACAAUUGGAGCAUCACUUGCGUAAUGAGAAACUUCCAGUUAUUGACUUUGUGCUCAAGUCGUCUGGCAUGGGUGUUCUAAUUGAUUCCAAGAGUGAAUCUGCCUUUAAUAAGGUGGUUCAGCAAAUUGGUUUCUUAGGCUUGCAAAUAUCAGACAGGGGCAAAUUUUACACAAAGACACUGGUGCAUGACAUGGCUCAACUGUUCCAGAAGAAGUAUCCUUCUGUUGGUACUAACCCUUCCGAGGAAUUUGGGUUGGUUAGAAGUUGUCUGUUCUACGGGUUGGACCCUUACCAGGGGAUGAUUCAUUCGAUCUCCAGUAGAGAAGUGAUUGUCCGCUCAACCAGGGGAUUAACAGAACCUGGGACAUUGUUCAAGAAUUUGAUGGCCAUUCUCCGCGAUGUAGUCAUUUGUUAUGACGGGACUGUUAGGAACGUUUCCAGCAACUCAAUUAUUCAGUUCGAAUAUGGGUCUAGCGGUGGGUCAAAUUUACCAAGUGAAUUUUGUGCUGGUGAUCCAGUUGGAGUGUUGGCUGCUACUGCUAUGUCCAAUCCUGCAUACAAGGCAGUUCUGGAUUCAUCUCCAAGCAGUAAUUCCUCCUGGGAGAUGAUGAAGGAGAUACUGCUUUGUGGAGUGAGCUUCAAGAAUGAUGUUUCUGACCGUCGAGUAAUCCUUUAUCUGAAUGAUUGUGGAUGCCGUAGAGGGUACUGCAGAGAAAAAGCGGCAUACGUUGUCAAGAAUCAUUUGAGUAAAGUAUGUCUUAAGGAUGCUGCAGACGAGUUCUUGAUAGAAUACGCAGGCCGACAAGCAGGAUAUGAGAAUUCUGAAACAGGGACAGGCCUCAUUGGUCAUAUUCGUCUCAACCAGGGGCAGCUGGAAAAUUUGGGAAUCAGUGUUCUUGAGGUUCAUGAAAGAUGCCAAGAAAAUAUCAGUUCAUUCCAGAAGAAAAAAAAAAUUGGCAAUCUUUUCAAGAGAAUAGUUUUGUCAGUGAGUGAAUUUUGUUCGUUUUGCCACAAUUCUGGAAGUAAGUGUCUGAAUGCACCAUGUUUGAGGUUCUCUUGGCCAGAUGCGAGUGACGAUCACUUGGAGAGGGUUUCUCAUAUUCUUGCUGAUAUGAUAUGUCCAAUAUUGUUGGAUACAGUUAUCAAAGGUGAUCCAAGGGUUUCAAGUGCAAAUAUAGCAUGGAUUUCUCCUGACACAAUGUCUUGGAUUAGGAGCCCUUCCAAGAGUCAAAGAGGUGAAUUAGCUCUGGAUAUUGUUCUCGAGAAAGAAGCUGUUAAGCAAAGGGGAGAUGCUUGGAGGAUUCUCAUGGAUUCUUGUCUUCCUGUCAUCCAUCUGAUAGACACUACGCGCUCCAUCCCAUAUGCAAUAAAGCAAGUCCAAGAACUGAUUGGAAUUUCUUGUGCUUUUGAGCAAGCUGUUAAGCGCCUAUCAACGUCAGUUACAAUGGUCACAAAGGGUGUUCUCAAAGACCACCUAGUUCUAUUGGCUAAUAGCAUGACAUGCGCAGGAAAUCUGGUUGGUUUCAAUGCUGGUGGAAUAAAAGCAUUAUCUCGAUCAUUAAAUGUGCAGAUACCAUUUACAGAAGCAACUCUAUUUACCCCAAGAAAAUGCUUUGAAAGGGCUGCUGAAAAGUGCCAUGUCGAUUCUUUGUCAAGCAUCGUGGCUUCUUGCUCCUGGGGAAAGCAUGUGGCAGUUGGUACGGGAUCUCGAUUUGAAGUCCUCUUGAACACAAGAAAUGUUGAAUGGAAUAUACCAGAUACACGUGAUGUUUAUAGCUUCCUACACUUGGUGAGGAGCACCUCUGCUCAAGAAGUUGAAGGUACCAGUUGUCUUGGUGCAGAAAUUGAUGAACUAGAGGACGAUGAAGAUAUGGGAUUGUACCUGUCUCCCAAUCGGGACUCUGGUUCUGAAAUGCCCACUUUUGAAGAUAGAGCUGAAUUUGAUUAUAAUGAGAACUUAGAUGAAGGAAAGCCAAGUGGCUCUGCAUGGGAGAAGGCCUCAUCUGGGAGUGUCAAAUCUGGUGGUAGCUGGGACAUGGCUGGCAAAACCCAAAAUGGCGCUGAAGAGGGUGUCAAUCAGUCAGAUUCAUGGUCUGCUUGGGGUAAAAAGGUUGAUGGAAGUAAUCCUCAGCAAUCUGGGGUUACAGAGCAGUCAGAAUCAUGGGGUAAAAAGGGGGAAACAGAUGGUGGUUCUUCUUGGGGGAAAAAGGGGGAAACAGAUGUUGGUUCUUCUUGGGGGAAAAAGGCGGAAAUGGAUGGUGGUUCUUCUUGGGGGAAAAAGGCAGAAACAGAUGGUGGCUCUUCUUGGGGAAAAAAAGGGGAAACAGAUGGUGGUUCUUCUUGGGGAAAAAAAGGGGAAACAGAUGGUGGUUCUUCUUGGGGGAAAAAGGCGGAAAUGGAUGGUGGUUCUUCUUGGGGGAAAAAGGCAGAAACAGAUGGUGGUUCUUCUUGGGGGAAAAAGGCAGAAACAGAUGCUGGUUCUUCUUGGGGAAAAAAAGGGGAAACAGAUGGUGGUUCUUCUUGGGGAAAAAAAGGGGAAACAGAUGGUGGUUCUUCUUGGGGGGAAAAGCCGGAAACAGAUGGUGGUUCUUCUUGGGGGAAAAAGGCGGAAACAGAUGGUGGUUCUUCUUGGGGGAAAAAGGUGGAUAAAGAUGGUGGUUCUUCUUGGGGGAAAAAGGUGGACAAAGAUGGUGCUUCUUGGGGGAAAAAGGUUGAAAGUGAGAAUUUCCCUCAACUAUCUGGGAAAGAAGAGCAGUCAGGAUCUUGGUCCUCAUGGGGGAAACAGGUGGAAAAAGAUGGUGGGUCUUCUUGGGGGAAAAAGGUUGAUGAACCUGAGAAAAAUCUGCACCAGUCUGGGAAUGGAGAGCAGUCAGGUUUUGUAUCCUCAUGGGGGAAGGUGGAAAAAGAUGGUGGGUCUUGGGGUAAAAAGAUUGAGAGUCACCAAUCUGGGAAGGGAGAGGAGUCAGGAUCUUUAUCUUCAUGGGGAAAAAAAGUGGAAACAGAUGGUGGUUCUUCUUGGGGGAAAAAGGUGGAUAAAGACUCUAGUUCAUGGGGGAAAAAGGUGGAUAAAGAUGGUGGUUCUUGGGGGAAAAAGAUUGAAACUGAGAAUACCCCUCAACUAUCUGGGAAAGAAGAGCAGUCAGGAUCUUUGUCCUCAUGGGGGAAAAAGGUGGAAAAAGAUGGUGGGUCUUCUUGGGGGAAAAAGGUUGAUGAACCUGAGAAUAACACGCAGCAAUCUGGGAGUGGAGAGCAGUCAGGAUCUUGGUCCUCAUGGGGGAAGAAGGUGGAAAAAGAUGGUGGUUCUUGGGAUGGGCCCAAACAGUCAAAUUCUGAGUCGUCUUGGGGAAAAGCUCCUAAUGGUGGUGGAUUAGGUUCAGCGACUGCUGAAGGCAAUAAAAGACUUGACCAGUCAGUUAAUGAUUGGAGCUCUAGUGUAAGUAGAGAUGGGCAGUUAAAUGAACCAACACAUGAUGACUCUACAAAAAAUGGUGGUUGGAAUUCUUCAACCGUUGGUGGUUGGAACUCUCAGAAGGUUGGCGUUGAAGAGAGCGAUAAGACACCUCAAUGGGGUCAGCGCAGACGUAAUGCAAAAGGAGAUUUUAAGGAAAAUUCGCGAGGUUGGGGCUCUGCUAGUGGUGGAGAGUGGAAGAACAACCGGCCUGCAAGAUCAGCUGAUGACUCCAAUAGAGGUGGACAUUUUACAGCAACAAGGCAAAAGAUUGAUCUUUUCACAGCAGAGGAACAAGAAAUAAUUUCAGAUGUUGAUCCUAUCAUGCUGAAAGUCAGAAAGAUAAUGCAUGGGACAGUGAACAAUGAUGGUGACCCCUUAUCUGCUGAUGACCAGUCGUAUAUUAUCGACACGGUUCUCAAUUACCAUCCGGAUAAAGCUGUCAAGAUGGGAGCUGGUCUUGAUUAUAUUACGGUCAGUAAACAUACGAACUUCCAGGAUACUAGAUGCUUCUACGUCGUCUCUACUGAUGGUGCCAAGCAAGAUUUCUCCACCCGGAAAUGUCUGGAGAACUUUGUCAGAUCAAAAUAUCCUGAUAAGGCUGAGAGUUUCAAUGAAAAGUACUUCAAGAAGCCGCCUCCACCUCGUGUCCCUAAGAUUGCUUCUCCACCUAAGAUUGCUUCUCCAGCACCAUCAGUUGAUUGAUCUUCUCCUUAGUUUGGAUAGUUGUAUAGUUAACUUGGCCGCCUUGUGUUAACUUAUGGUAAAACAAAAUGUGCAUGUUGACAAUAUGACAGUUAAAAAAGGUUCUUGUGUAUAUAGUUUAGUCCUUUAACUUAUACUAGAAUUUUCAACAAAGUCCCUUUCAAGGCUGUUUUGGCAACUGAGGCUUAGCCCAGAAGAACCUUUGUAAUCCACCACUACUGGCAUUGAUGAUGAUUGAUAUCUUCUUCUUUUUCUCUAUUU
Messenger RNA from Solanum pennellii, 6647 nucleotides. RefSeq names its product DNA-directed RNA polymerase V subunit 1-like. Gene Ontology annotation, molecular function: DNA binding. Gene Ontology annotation, biological process: DNA-templated transcription. Gene Ontology annotation, cellular component: RNA polymerase II, core complex. Lineage: Eukaryota; Viridiplantae; Streptophyta; Magnoliopsida; Solanales; Solanaceae. The record is from RefSeq and is a predicted model, not a curated record. Bases 252 to 6386 code for a protein of 2044 amino acids. The transcript has 19 exons.